UUAUUUUGGAGUUCAGCCUAUUAUCAUAAUCAUAAUCAUGAUGCAUAUAUUUGAAAUGAAUUCCGGUAGUCUUUCAAAUAAAUUCACCUACACCAUAGAUAAUGCCUACACAGCGCUUUUAUCUGGCCUGUGGAGAGAUCAAAAUGUAUUAUACAUUUAAAAUAAGUGAAUUUUGUGGGAGGAAUCGUGGAUUUUAGAAGUGAAUUCCGGUGAUUAUAAAUGAAUUCCGGUGAUUGUAAAUGAAUUCCGGUGAAUUCCGGUGAUUAGUCUAUCCGCGUAGUACGUCCUGGUAUCAUCAAGUGCCUAUCGAUAUUUAUUUACUUACAGAUUUUUGGGAUUAAUAUAAAAACUAAACUGUACAUAUACAGUAAUAACUUAUAUAACCUGUACAACCAAAACCAAAAGACAACAUGGAGCAGUGGAAUUGGCACCAGUUUUGUGGUCAUAAUGAAAACUUUACCAUUUGGAGUAACAAUGAUUUUGGACUUUGUUUUGAAGAAAUUGUUAUUAUAUUACCACCGCUGGUUCUACUAGCUAUUUUAAGUUCAUAUUAUAUUGCCAGAACACAAGUUAGAUUGAAUGAUUCAGAUUUAUAUGUUGUCUGGUUCUGGUUUAUGAAGAUCAGAUUUGUCUGUACUAUAUUUCUAUCACUGGCAUCAGUAGUACAAAUACUUUUUACAUUUUUUUUACUGAAAAUAUCUCUAAGUGUAGUUGAUUAUGUUGUGUGUGUAGUAUCAGUAUUUACGUGGGGUUUACAUGCCAUCUAUAUUUGGAAUUUACGAUAUUUUCAUACUGUACCAUUACGAGGACCGACAAGUGCUAUAGUCGUAUUUUUGUUAACAGUUGUCUCGUUGGUUGUGCAUAUGCGUUCAGUCAUUUUACAACACAUUGAUUAUUUAGUAAACCGUAAUGCAGCUGAAGAAUAUACUAUUUAUAUUAAGUUAGGAUUAGAGUUAAUUUAUUUAUUAACUUUGUUUCCAUCUAAAACACGACAUUAUAGAACAGAUUUGUUUUAUGGAAGUAUAAACUAUGAUACUCCCGAAACAGAACAGGUUACCUGGGAACAUAUACAUAGUUAUGGUGGAACUGAUCAAUCUGUCAUGACAGCAGAAUUAUUGGAAGCCGAAUCAACUUCCAAUAUCUUUUCUAAACUCUCAUUUUAUUGGCUAAAUCAUAUGUUUAAAAAGGGUUUAAAUGGCAGACUAAAUAAUGCAACUGACUUACUAAGACUACCUAAACGAUUAAAUUCUGUUAAUAUUGAACAGAAAUUCCAGAAAGUUUUAAGUGGGAAUACUGCUGACCAUAGAGAUUUAGAAAAUAAUAUGACACAAAGGUCAUGUGAACAGAAUUCCACGCUAAAUCAUGAUCCAACUGUUCAAAUAAUCGACUAUGUUCAAAGAAAGAAAAAAGUCACCAAACAAAAAUCAUUACUCAAAUGUUUAAACAGUGCAUUUGGAUGUGAAUAUUAUUGUUUAGGAAUAUUAAAACUGAUAGCAGAUGCAUUAGGAUUUGCUGGACCUGUGUUGUUAAAUAUGUUGAUAUCAUACAUUGAAAAUAAAAAUGAACCUCAAAAUCACGGAUAUUUGUAUGCAGGAGGACUGAUGGCUACAACUUUUCUUGGUACAAUAUUUUCUACACAGUUUGAUUAUCAUGUAUCUGUGGUGGGUUUAAAGAUACGUUGUGCUUUAGUAACAAUCAUUUACCAAAAAACAUUAUCUGUUAGCAGUGUUCAGAUGGCUAAAUUUGAUACCGGACAAAUUGUCAAUUUUAUGAGUACUGACACCAACAGAAUUGUAAAUUUCUGUCCCAGUUUUCAUGCAAUUUGGAGUUUACCAUUCCAAGUUUCUUUCUCUUUAUAUUUACUACAUCAACAAGUGGGCCUGUCAUUCUUAGCUGGAUUAACGUUUGCUAUAAUACUGAUUCCAAUAAACAGACAGUUGGCUAUUAAAAUAGGUGAUCUCAGUAAAAAAAUGAUGGGCCAAAAAGACAGUCGUGUUAAGUUAAUGAAUGAAGUUUUGAGUGGUAUUCGUGUUGUGAAAUUUUAUUCGUGGGAACAACAUUUUAAAGAAAAGAUAAAUUUUGUUCGUGACAAGGAAUUAAACAAUCUGAAAGGGCAGAAAUAUUUAGAUGCAUUAUGUGUAUAUUUUUGGGCUACAACUCCUGUGUUAAUUUCUAUAUUAACAUUUACAACAUAUUCUUUAUUAGGUCAUACUCUUACUGCUGCUAAGGUUUUUACAAGUCUGUCACUGUUCAUUAUGUUAAUUGGACCAUUAAAUGCCUUCCCAUGGGUAAUCAACGGUUUGAUGGAAUCGUGGGUAUCGUUAAAAAGAGUGGAAGAGUUUUUAAAAUUAGAACAACUAGAUCUGGCUUCUUAUUAUUCACCACAUUUAGAUAUUACAAGUUCUAUAAGAGUGGAUAAAGGUUUGUUUUCAUGGAAAUCAAAGAUAAAUAUUUCUCCGUCAAAUAGUAGCCUUUCAAGUCAAACAAAUUCAGCAGUUUCUUCUGAGUCAAAUAUUAGCUCUGUAGCAUGUCCAACACUAGUAUUAUCAGAUAUAAAUUUACAUGUACAAAAGGGUCAACUUCUUGGCGUAAUUGGUAAAGUUGGCUCCGGCAAGAGUUCCUUAUUACAUGCACUGCAAGCAGAAAUGCAAAAAAAAGGAGGAAGGAUCAGUUUAGAAAAUAUAGAAUUAGGCUUUUCAUUGGCUACUCAAGAACCGUGGUUGCAGCAUGCUACAGUUCGUGAUAAUAUAUUAUUUGGACAGUGUUAUCAAACCGGAAAAUAUGAUGCUGUUAUUCAGGCUUGUGCUCUUUCAGAAGACUUCAAAAUGUUGCCUGCUGGUGACAAAACAGAAAUAGGUGAAAAUGGUGUAACAUUAAGUGGUGGACAGAAAGCUAGGAUAGCUCUUGCAAGAGCUGUAUAUCAGGUGCUUGAUAACUAAAAGAGCGCUGACCAUAAGAGACUAGUUGAACACUUUUGGGCUUUAAAAGUAGUUUAUCUGAUGUAUGUAAUGUUCGGCCAGGUGUAUAAAGUUCUAAAAGAUCUGAGAGGUAAACAGGAGCUAAAUUAUUUAAACAUUUAAAAGUAAGUAAUAAAAUCUUAAAAUCAAUUCGAUAUUUAACAGGUAACCAGUGUAAAUUAUAUAAAACAGGAGUUAUGUGGUCACAUUUCUUAGUUAAAGUAACAAGUCUAGCCGCAGUAUUCUGUACUUUUUAUACGCCCACAUUUUCAUGUGGACGUAUUAUGCCGUCGCCCCUGUCCGUCCGUCCACAAUUUGUUUGUGGACACUCUACAGGUCACAAUUCUUAUCCGAUUUUGACGAAACUUGAAAUAUAGGUUUAUCUCCAAAAGAUCUCGGUUCCUUUCGAUAUUGGCAUGUAUCGGAUCGAAACUUCAUGGAUUAUGGCCCCUGUUUGUACGAAAAAUCAUGUUUUUAGCUUGUG
This is a messenger RNA of Patella vulgata (common limpet), 3441 nucleotides long. Its product is annotated as ATP-binding cassette sub-family C member 10. Gene Ontology annotation, cellular component: membrane. NCBI's taxonomy places the organism in Eukaryota, Metazoa, Mollusca, Gastropoda, Patellidae. Gene Ontology annotation, molecular function: ABC-type transporter activity; ATP hydrolysis activity; ATP binding. Bases 411 to 2939 code for a protein of 842 amino acids. The transcript is spliced from 8 exons. Gene Ontology annotation, biological process: transmembrane transport. The record is from RefSeq and is a predicted model, not a curated record.